GGAGGCCGGAUCAAACAACAUGGCAGUUCAACACCUGAGAAACCAGCCACUACUUGAACAGUCGGCUUCAUCGCUGAACGGAUAUUCUCUCUUUGUAACCCGUCACUUUUUACACGCGCUACAUCUGUGCCGACGGUUUACCGAGCCGUGUCUCUUCACCCCCCGCCCGUGAGCCCUCCGCCGGGGACUGAGCCGUGCUCUCGGUCGGUAUCAUUCACAGUGGAGCGGAUGUGCGCUUCCGCUUUGGCUGCAGCAGUGUUGUCACAGCGGGAGGAUGAACAACCAGAAAUGUAGCACCUUAUUUCAGAAACCAAGAGGACGGACGAGGAUUAUACAAUGUAUCUACGUGGUGGGCUUCAUGGACUUGUUUGGGGUGAGCAUGAUCAUCCCGCUGCUGAGCCACCACGUGAAAGCUCUCGGAGCAAGUCCCACUGUGGCUGGUAUUGUAGGAUCGACAUACGGGAUCUUACAGCUCUUCUCAAGCACAAUAGUUGGCAGCUGGAGUGAUGUGGUGGGACGGCGGUACUCUCUGCUGACCUGUCUGCUGCUAAGCGCUCUGGGCUACGGCCUGCUCGGAAUGUCCACCAGCAUUGCUUUGUUCGUACUCGCACGGAUACCUGUGGGGCUGUUCAAGCACUCCCUGUCCAUCUGCAGAGCCCUGCUGUCUGACCUGGUGUCUGAGUCAGAGCGCCCUCUGGUGAUGGGACACUUCAAUGCAGCCUCCAGUGUUGGCUUCAUCCUGGGUCCUGUGGUGGGUGGCUACCUCACGGAGCACGAGGGCGGCUUUUACACCUCCUCCUUCACCUGUGCGGUCAUCUUUCUCACUAAUGCAGGGCUUGUGUGGAUGCUGCCAUGGAGCGAGACGCUUAUUCAGCGUAAUGACACUAACUCUAGCAACGAUGCAAGUAAAGGUUGUCAUGACAACAACUGUAGUAAGUCGGUUCAAAAUGGCUCUCAUGCCAACAGUCACCACCCAGUGUUGGCAGCAGAGACUGAGCCAGGCUCCGGAGCUCCAGGGAAGCACCGAGGUGGCUUCAGGUGGAGGGAGGUGUCUCUGCUCCAGCCUGCCUGGAGACAGCUGUCCUCGGUGGGCUCCAAAAUCCACAUGGUGGCCUCCUCUGACAUGUGGGACCUCUUCCUGGUGCGGCUUCUGAUGGCGAUUGCUAUCAUGCUCUACUACAGUAACUUCUCUCUGGCCAUGGAGGAGCGAUUCUCACUCAAACCAAAGGUGACGGGGUAUCUGAUCAGCUACAGCAGCACCCUAGGGGCCCUGGCUGGGUUCCUGGUGGGUCCCGUCACCAAGCUCUAUGGGAACAACAUGCCCGCUCUGCUGCUCCACUCCACAGUUCUCACCUGUACACUCAUCUUCCUGUACGCUGCAGCGCCCAGUGUGUCGCAGGUGCUGCUCACCUCCACCUUCUUUGCCAUUUCCACCACUAUUGGACGGACAUGUAUCACAGAUCUGGAGCUGCAGAGAGGAGGGGUCCAGGCCAGCGGGACUCUGAUCGGAGCUGGGCAGUCGGUUACGGCUGUCGGUCGAGUCCUGGCCCCUCUCCUGUCUGGUCUGGCCCAGGAGUUCAGCCCUUGUGGCCCCCCCAGUCUGGGAGUGGUGCUCGCUCUCGCAGCUGUAGGUUUACUGCUCAUCAGGAUCCCCAAAUGGAACGGGAGAGGGACGACAAAAAAAGCCAAACUCUGAGUAACUGAGUUUAAAAUCAAUGCAAAUACACCACACAGAGAAGUGCUCUUAUUUGUAGGAGGCCAGCUGUGAGGAUGAACAGCAGACUCAGUGGGAAUGUUGUUUCCUGCUCAAAUGCCUCUGACAAACUGACGACUUCACAGGGUCACAACGGCACGUCACAACCAGCACUGCAGUCCCUCUCUCAGGAGGAGCGGUUUCAAAAGUCAAACACAGUGCUGAGAUGAAGUCAGGGCAGAAACAUAAGGGCCUUGUGUCGGCACAUACUGCUCGGGACAGCUUGGAAACAAUGCACACUUUUAUUUUUAAUGUUCUCUAACCACUACAUUGUCAAAAGUCCCUGAGGUUACUGUCAACUAGUGACGGGCAAAGCAGUUCUUCUCAGUGUAGUGACUCACAAGGAUCUGUCCAUCAAAUAGAUUUCUUCACUAAAUCGGUCACUGGAGCUCUAACCGCCCGUAGUCCCACUUGCUGAACUGAAACACCUGCUGAAUGUUCAGUCCAGUUCGACGACUAGUGAACUGAGAACUGAAAGCCAAAGUCGUACCCUAUCAUGUAUAGCCAAGUGGCAACACUCUGGGGCUGAAACAUGGGGCAAACUCAGCAUGCCAAAAACUGCAGUUCCUCUAAUGACCACUAGAGGCUGGCUCCAGAAGCAAGUCAAUCCCUAUAGACCCCCAUGUUAAAAUGACCAACUUCGCAGCAGAAAUAAACACAUUUACAGCCUGGUACAAAAACAGUUUUGGUCUCGAGAGCUAAUUUUAACAUUCAUGACAAUUGUAAGCAGACUGAAUUUUUAUUUAACUCACCCUUUUACCUUUUAUCAAGGCUUGAAGUAACACAUAUUUAAGGGCAGGCUGCUUUGAGUGACGCGCUGUCUGUGAGGUGUCUGAGACAGAUCCAAAUGUGGUCACUCUGGCAUCAAAAAACCAACAUGGUGACAGCAAAAAUGCUGAACUUAAGCUUCAAAACAGCACUCCACAAACCAAUGAGUGAUGUCUUGGUAGCUACAUCCAUUAUUUUUACAGUCUGUUCGCAGCACCUAAUUAUUAGAUAUAAAUUUGGUAGUACUUCCUACUUUGAGAGAAGACUAUUCAGUGACAGCUGGGACAUGGUCUUUGACUCUAUGGGAGUUACGGGGUAUAUAACAUGCAGUGUAACUGGAACUGCGAUGUUGGAAGGGCUGCAGCAGAUAGUGCUAGAAAUAAAGGGAUGGUGUCCACUAAGGUGCUUCUUGGGUGCACUUGAACAGAUGGGGGUUGAUAUACAAUAGAACAUUUUAAUUUAGAGCAGUGGUUCCCAACUGGUCCAAUCACGGGGUCCAGAUUUCACCUCAGUCAUUAAUUCAAGGUCCACACAGUUUAAUACAUUUAGCAUCAUGCUUUUGUUUGGCCAUGUCGUCAAGCUAGUUUGCUGUCUCUGUUAAGUAGCUGUCCAUUAGUCACUCAGUCUAUAGCAGGAAAUGGCACUCCAAAAUAAAAGCUCUGCGCCUGAAUUCACUGGACUUAAAAAUAAAGCAAAGUUUACACAUUUGUGAGUCACUUGCGGUCCAUUCAGAGUUGACUUGUGACCCACUUUUGGACCGCGACCCACCAGUUGGGAACCACUGAUAUAGGAAGUAUUUGUUUAUGUUUUUUUUAUUAAGGACCUUUUCAGUAAUAUAUUCCAACUCAAGGCUGAUUGCUGACCCCUCAGUGAACUAAAUAAAUCACCCCCAUGUUCUAUGACAGUGUGCCAGCUAUUGAGCCUCUCAGCAACUGCAGACCAGCUUUCACUUGCAUGUGUUGUACCCCAGUGAUAUGACGCAAUAUGAAGCUGUGACUUCUCUUUUUAACCUCCUUCCUUUGAGACUUCAAGACAUGAUAGGGUGGGAAAGAGGUAAGCCCAAGCAACUUAUUCAGAGCUUUGAGCGUGCACUGUUCCCUCACAGUCAAAGGAUCUGAGACAGUCUCUGGUUCAGCCACCCAUUUUUCAUAUUGCAGGUUUCACCACAGAAGGUGUCAAGAUUUAAAAGUCCCUGCACGAGGCUUGCAACUGAGGGAGAAACUAAUUAAUUGUUACAGGAUAUGAUUCAUUUCAGUUUGUUCACUCAAAAGAUUUGUUCUUUUGAAAGAAUCAGUAGUAAACAACAAAACAGGUCUGUGAACCUAGUCCAAAUAACCUCUACUUAUUUUCCAAAAUAAAAGACGAAAGGUGAUCAUCUCACAUUUCAGACAGUAAUGCUUCACACACUCAUAAUGAGAUUAAUAUAAAGUUGCUGUGGUGGAAUUGGGCCUCCUGACCGCCCCAGGGUAGAUCACACUGUUGUACAGUAGGAGGAACUAAGUUGGCUAUAAUUAAUUUAACACAUUUUACCUCAGUGCCAGCUGUUUCUCCAAAUGCACUGCAUCAGAAAUGCUUCCUAUGGUAUAUGAGCAGAUGUUUCUGAUUCUUGAUUUUUUGUGUAUUUAGGCUCUGUUUAAAUGGACAUUUUGAAAAAUUGUUUUAAGUUUUUAAGUUAAGUUUCAUUUGUAAAACAAGCACCACUGUUGUUUAAACACCCAGACACCACCUGGUUGAGAUGGAAGAUUGUAUAAAUUUGUGUAAUGAUGUCAGUGAAUCCAUGAGGUACAUGCUAGAUUGAUGCCAAAAAUCAGAAGGAAUAAACAAAGUUUUAUACAUGA
Molecule: messenger RNA, 4359 nt
Organism: Epinephelus moara (kelp grouper)
Lineage: Eukaryota; Metazoa; Chordata; Actinopteri; Perciformes; Serranidae
Gene: slc67a2
Product: major facilitator superfamily domain containing 9
Exons: 6
Coding region: 275-1696 (473 amino acids)
Biological process (GO): transmembrane transport
Molecular function (GO): transmembrane transporter activity
Source: RefSeq, a predicted model, not a curated record